Molecule: messenger RNA, 1029 nt
Organism: Rubroshorea leprosula
Lineage: Eukaryota; Viridiplantae; Streptophyta; Magnoliopsida; Malvales; Dipterocarpaceae
Source: the annotation of a GenBank genome assembly
AUCGCUAUCGUAACUGAGAAUUGUCUCCGACGAAGAAUUACUCUUCACUGAAAAUGGCGGAGCAGCACGAGCAGCCGGAGCCGGAGGAGAUACACAACGGCAUCGCGGUGGAUGACAAGCCACUGCCGCAUAAAGCCAAGUGGGACUACCGGGAGGAGGAUAGACCCUACGCCGUUCUCCACCGUUUACUGUCGAUCAUCUUCUUCCCUGAUCCGAAUAGCCCCGCCGCUUCAACGCCGCUUUUUCGCCGAAUCAAACUCUCUGUCUCUGAGAACAAGCACCAGCUUCGUGAAGCUUCUAAAAACACCGGCCGGAGUGUUCUCCUCUGGACUCGCAGAGGCAGCUGUCUCCGUGCUCUACUUGUUAUCUCUGUUGGGACUAUUACUCUUCUUACAUUGACGGGAUUGUUCAUAUUUAUGCUUUUCUUCUUGGCUGCCACUGUCAAUGCCAUUGUCAUCUCUCUUCUUAUGUCUUUGGCUGCUGCAGGAGGCUUCUUGGCUCUGUUCUUUGCUUGUGUUACGGCUAUCUAUAUCGGCGCGUUAUCAGUUGCAGCAAUCACUAUUUCUACUGCAACAUUUUCAGCAAUUGUAGCUGUUCUGAUAGCCACAGGUUGGAUUGGAUUCUUUUGGACUGUAUGGGUGGCUACUAAGAAAAGCGUAGGCCUUGCUAAGCACUCAUUGAGCAUGACUGGGUCAGCACUUUCAGCAUACUCUUCUGCCCGUCAUAUUCAUCGCCACGGCAAUCCAAGUAGUUUGUAAAUAAAAGUCCCUUUAUGUAAAUAAAUCCCAUAUGCUUCUUUUGAGAGUUUUGUGAGAGUGCCGGUACUCCGUGUAGAGGCCUCUAGUCUUUGGUUAGAUAUGGUUAACACUUUGGCGUCACAAGUAAAAUGGCAUUUUAUUGCUGCCUAUGAAGAUAUGUUAUGGGAGUUUGAAGUUUGUAGUUGGUAGCUGUUGAUAAACGUUUCUGCUUUUGAACACGCUUGCCAGUUGCCCUGUAUAAAAAUAAUACCAGUAAAUUGGAUUAUCUGCC